AUCGGUCAAAGGAUCACGGCUGCUGUUCGCUUUUAUUGUUGUGUCAAAUCCAUUUUGACCGGACACUGAGAUCCUGAAGAAUUGCCUGACCAGUAAAUCAGUCGCCGGUAUGAAUGAACGGUGCAACGCGAGAAGUGAGUAAUUGUACGAAACCAGACAAGUGAAAGUUGUAAACUUGAUGAAUGAAUUAAAGAAAGGUUUAUGAUGGUUUGACUCGUUAAGAUCGAAGUUAGAAUGGACGAGUGCGGAUCGUGGUGCACGAGGUAUCGAGCCGAGGGAGUCGUGAUGCCGGCAGGAAGUGUUCGCGAAUCGAUCGGUGCAAUCUCAUUACCGGUAGCGGACCGCGAGUCGACUCCGCGGUGAAAUCGGGCCGAGCUGAAUGUGAGAACGGUUUCGCCGGUAAAGAACGUUGCAAGCGAGCUCGCCACGUGACCACGCUCACCGUUUACGUUUUUGCGUCGCGCCAACGCGUCGCUAGCAAAAUCACGUUGAAUAGUGCCCGUCGUCCAGCGCGCAUGGAAAUAACCUGAUCAAUGAUGCUUCUGAUCGCAUCGCAGAUAUGGAUCUAUCGAUACGACGAUGGCCGCAUCGUUUAACGCGAGCUGCAGCGAUUUCUGUAAUUUCUGACGAUUUAAUUACACGUCGGUCGACGCGUUAUUCAGCCGAACGGACCGGGCGAAAGAAUUCAGGUUUCCUGCGUCAUCGAUCAGCAGAACCGGUGGACAGCCGGCGACUUUAAUGCCCGCAGAGAGACGCGCGCCGCGGGAUCGUUUUACGUCGGGUUUUAAAACCACGUUCCACAGUAUCGAUCUUUCCCGAUCACCUUAAUAGUGAAUUGAAAAUAAUUUUAAAUUCUUUAUAUCGUAAAAUGAAAUGUUCCUCAAUCUUUGAGAUGAUAGAGAAAAUGAAACGUCACGAUUCUGUAAUGUUCAUCGUUCAUUCUGAGAAUCGUUAAACAGAGACGGUGGUGCUGAUAUCAUGACAACUUGAAUAACGUCUUUCAAUAAUGAUUGCAUAAUCAAUCUUUGAAACUGAUAAAUAUUCAGUUGAGAAACAUCAGUUCGUAGUUCGAUAAUUUGAAUAGCGUGUUUCAAGCGAUUUUUAAUUGCGAAUCGAAUCGUCCGCGAUCGAGAGCCCCGCGUUUUCAGGUGGCAGGUGUUUCCACCGGUUGGGAGGAAAAAGAGGGUCACGCUCGUUUGGAAAAUUGGACGUGCCCCGGCGGGAAUCUGUUUAGCGGUGAGCGGCACCGUUAUCGAGGACAGGCGAUUUAUCAGCCCAUUGUCUUCUGGGCUGGACGAACGCGAGCUGCUCUUUCCUUUGUGGAUCACGAAUCUGGUGGCCUUAACGAACGUCAACGGGGCGGCGUACACCGGAGAGACAAGUUCCGUCGAGGAAAGUGAUUAAUGAAAGCCAGUUUCGUCGGACGAGUAUAACUCCGAUCGAAUGUCAACGGGCCAGGAGUUCGUAGUAGGCGGAUUCGAAAGGAGAGUGAUUGAUAGAGAACCGUGUCGCGAAUCGGAACCGUGGGAGAAACAUUCCUGAUCAUCGGAUGACAAUUCGAUAUUUUUACCAUCUCAACGUUGGCCGUUGAUAAUUAAACAAUUGCAGACGAAUGACUGCGCGACUAUAAUAAAGUAGAAACGUCGUGGGUGAACUUACUGUUUUCACUCUCAGGAUUAAUUGUGAAUAAUUAAAAAUCGUAUGGCGAACGAAGUGAAAUAAGGCGCUGGUCGAGAUUCGGAAGAUUCUAUGAACGUCCGUACUCACGAGAGUGGAGGUGCUUGGUUGCCACCUCUGAGCGUAACGUCGAAGACGAUAGUCGAGCGUCCGCGAAUUCCGGUGAUCGUGACCGAGGAGGCAUCCGCGUGUGCAUCGAGAAAAGUGGCUCAACAUGUCCGUGCUGGAAACCGGCGAGGCCGACAGAACGACGAUGUCACCGCUGGACGAAGUCGUGUCCCCGACGAGCGUCGAGUCGGAACUGAUGGUCACCGACAUGUUGGACGAGCACGAGGCCACGCUGAACCACGAGCACAGGGACGGCGGCAAGCGCAAGAGAGACACGGACGGCGAGGAGCUGACACCCAGGAAGUUGCCCUCGCUCACCAGGAACAACAACGACGUGGGCUUUGUCCUCGAGGAGAGCGCCGACGACGAUCUCCACGAGGACAGGGAUGACGACCGCUUGACUGGUCAUGGGGGUAUUUCGUCGCUGGGCGGCGGCAACUCGUCGCCGUAUUCCGGCGCCCAUCACCACGGUCACAGGGGCAAUGGUAAUGGGAGCGGUAUGCCCCAUCACGGGGGCGCGUCGCUGCCCACCGCCUCGGACUUUCAACCACCGUACUUUCCGCCCCCGUUCCCCUCGCACCAUCACGCGCCGGCGAGUCCUCAACAUCCGGGCCUCGGCCAGCCGCAACACCUCGAUUACCUCGUCGGCGACCCGUACACGCAGACGCUCAACACGUUGCAUCAACAUCACUAUAAUCACUUGAGCGCCGCCGUCACGGCUGGCCAGAGGAGCGGUGAUCUCAGGAGGGACGCAGAGGGCAUCCACGUGACGAACAUGCACGCGUCGUUCCCGUACGACGGUGGACGCAAUAGUGGAGGCGGUGGUGGAGGCGGAGGAGGUGGAGGUGGCGGCGGUAGGGGCGUCGAAUACGGCGCCGUUCGUCGUCCCGACGCCCUCCUGCCACCCCCGGGCCUCGACCAAACCGAUCUCGUUCUCCACAGCAGCCUCGUAGACGACCCCCAGGUGAGCGACGAUAACACAAAUGUAGACGACGGAGGAUUCAUGAACGACCUGCCUCUACUAAAAAACAUGAAACCGUCGGACAGGAGCGAGAAGGCGAUGUUGAGCGGCAACGCGCAGCCAUCGGACGUGUUCUGCUCGGUUCCAGGACGAUUAUCGUUACUAAGCAGCACCAGCAAGUACAAAGUUACGGUAGCCGAGGUACAAAGACGACUAUCGCCACCGGAAUGCUUAAACGCGAGCCUCCUCGGCGGAGUCUUACGGAGAGCAAAAUCCAAGAAUGGCGGACGUCUGCUUAGGGAAAAGUUGGAAAAAAUUGGACUAAACUUGCCAGCCGGAAGAAGGAAGGCUGCCAAUGUCACGCUCUUAACAUCCUUAGUGGAAGGAGAAGCCAUUCACCUUGCCAGAGACUUCGGCUACGUUUGCGAAACCGAAUUCCCUGCGAAACAAGUUGCUGAAUACCUCAGCCGGCAGCAUUGUGAACCGCAAGAUUCCUACAGGAGGAAAGAACUGCUCCAUGCCACCAAACAAAUCACCAAAGAGCUGAUGGAUCUUCUGAAUCAAGACAGAUCGCCACUUUGCAACACGCGACCGCAACACAUCCUAGAUCCGAGCAUACAGAGACACCUUACACAUUUCUCUCUCAUAUCACACGGAUUCGGAAGUCCCGCGAUCGUAGCCGCUCUCACAGCAAUACAGAAGUUCCUAAGCGAGUCCCUGAAUCACCUGGAGAAGAUGUACCCGGGUAACGGGAGCGGCGUGACAAGUAGUCAACAGUCGAGCCUCGACACGAACAAGAACAAGGACGGUACGUUGAUGAACGACAUGAAAAAGUGACGGCCAGAGGACCCGCCUACCUCGAACGUGGUCACUUCAAUCAGGCACUCAUGGCCGUACAACUGAGCUUUCGCGGGCAGAGCUAAUCGCGAACAGCUUCUGGUGGACCACUGAAACGAUCACGCAUGUCCGCGCGGCUCCAUAUAAUCAAAAAACGAAAGAACCAGGAAGCUGCACAGAUGGGAGGAGAGUAAACGUAUUUGCGGAUGUUCGUGUUCGCUGAGGUUGGCUGGUCGAAAGUGUUCUAGGUAAAAAUGAAUGACGACAAGUCACAAGAAAUGUGCAAUCAGUCGAUGAUCGAAUUGAACUCGUUGAUCAGGGCUUAUAGAGGACCUGGUGGAGUCGAAUCGACCGGCAAUGGGACAUAACACUAUCCUCCCUUGGUCUGAGUAAAACACAGUUGUGUACCAAGGGAAUUAAGAAGUUGGUACGAUUCGCGGUUGAGUAUCGAGUAAAACGUAAGGAUAACUUUGUUCCCUCACUGCCUGUUCAGUUUUCGAGCGUAUUGAGAAAGAAGAGCGUAUCGAUCGAUUCGAGAAAUUGUCUUCCCUCGUUUCUCCUCUCAUCAACAAUCGCGUGCAAUUAUUCGCAGGAUCGAUUGAACGUUUAUGUUGUAGGCUUAGUGAUAGUUCAAACUUCGUGCAAUCAACUUAGUAUUCGUCACGAUUCUUAUAAAUUCGAUAGACCGAUUAUAAAAAGUUGUUUCAAUCUCCUCUUCAAUGAUUUUCCGUAUUCUUAAAACCUACGAAUCGAUCGAUAAUUGAGAGCGCAUACAGACAUGACUAACAAUUCACAGCACUCUUUACUUCUUUUGAUUUAAUUAUUUAUACAUAUGUGUUGCUCAACCGUUAUUCCCUGCUCGAGUGUACUCACAGUAUAUUGCAGCACAAUAGUGAUGCAUCGCUCUCUAAAGAUAAGAAUUCUGGCCUCAUUGCUGUAAAUUCUCGAUUUACACUGGUUAAAAUCUCCACGGCAGCUUGUAACGAGCAAUCACAACGAACGAACGAACAAGAAAAGGAUAAGAAUGUACAACAGCCGUCCGAGGCUAAGAAAAAGUAUUAAUUUAGAAUCGUUAGUAGCCGAUCAAGUUUUAUUUAAAUUAAAAGAUACGAAAGAGCUGAACGAUUAUUAUUCUUGUAACUAUCUGUCACGGCGGUCGAUUAUUACGUACGAUUCGGUACUUCGGUACUGAACGAUUCUCGUGAUGGUCAACUAAGAAUUUACUAUAAAAUAGUUUUUCCAUAUGCAUAUUAAGAAACACUUUAUUCCAACUCCACGUAAUAAAAGAUUUUAUUCUCUCGACUAGCUAGUUGAAAGUACGCCGCGAAUUUUCAUCUCCAAGUAUUUCUAUUAGCAAUUAUGUGAUUUCACUUGGGAAAGAUCUCUUAACAUUGCAAUACUUGAACUUCGUUGUCGCGCUCGAUAAAUCCAGUUUCUUGCCGCUUAACGACGUAUCUUUCGUAGACUUGUAGCAGAAAUUCAUUGUACGACGGGUAGAUCAAAUAAAUAAUUCUAACACGCUUCGUGAAGAACCGUGAAGUCGAACGAGUAAUAUAUUCAAUUGCGAGAAUCAUCGAUAAAAACAGACUUAGCGAUUCCUAAAUAGAACGAGUGCGUACUCGAGCCAGCGACAAUUUGACUGCGCGUUUUGCUCCUUGUUGCAACUCUACGAAUUUGGUUUAUAUCGUCGACGAAUCAAGAAAGGAGAAGACGAAAAAAGAACCAAGGAUCAUUUUCAUCGUGCCAAUGCGAAAGUUGCCAUUUGAGAUGUGCCAAUUAACGUAAAAAAAAAAAAAAAAAA
This is a messenger RNA of Ceratina calcarata, 5384 nucleotides long. RefSeq names its product transcription factor AP-2 (gene TfAP-2). The coding region runs from base 1892 to 3583 and encodes 563 amino acids. The transcript has 9 exons. Gene Ontology annotation, biological process: anatomical structure development; regulation of transcription by RNA polymerase II; regulation of cell population proliferation. Gene Ontology annotation, molecular function: RNA polymerase II transcription regulatory region sequence-specific DNA binding; DNA-binding transcription factor activity, RNA polymerase II-specific. Gene Ontology annotation, cellular component: nucleus. Lineage: Eukaryota; Metazoa; Arthropoda; Insecta; Hymenoptera; Apidae. The record is from RefSeq and is a predicted model, not a curated record.